GUGCCCCCGGGUGGAAGAGCCACCGCCGGAGCCUUUUCUUUCUGUUACAGGUUUGCUGAAACUAUCUGUUCUGCCGGUGCUCUCCAGCUGAUUACUAGGCGGGCAGUGUGGUCAGAAAAUCACACACACAUAUUAUAUACACACUUGUUUUUUAGGCGUGGAUUAUAAAAUUUCUCAAAAGAAAACUAUUAAAAACUGUAUGAUAUACAAAUAAAAAAUGUUCGAGACUCCUAAGUUUUUUUCACAAUUCUACUUAUAAUGACAUAUCAAGUUUUAAUUUAUUAUAUAUUUUAUCAUUGAGGGCUUAAUCCCCUUAAGACAUUUAUAUAAGUCAAAAGUUUAAGUCUCUACCAUUAUUGUUUACAAAUUUACUAUCAUACUUAUCCAAUGUUCUUAAGUUCUAAGUUCAAGUUCCAGUUCAAGUUCAAGCUAGUCUUUAUGUGGAUAUGGGUGUUAAAACAGUUCUAAACCUAAAACUUCACAGAGCUACCUUUGCAAUGAAAAUCCAAUGAGGAAGUCAGUCAAAGUGAAGCGAACGUGUUAGCGCACAUGCACAGCCAAAUCUCAAAGCUAGUUGCAGAUGGACUCUACAGAGAAGCACUCUGUUUCUAUACAAAACACCACUCUCUCUCUCUCUCUCCCAACAAAUUCACAUUCCCUCUUCUCUUCAAAGCCUGUGGCAAGCUCAAAUCUUCCACCCAUGCCCAAAUGCUUCAUACCCAUCUCAUAAAAACAGGUUUUGGCACUGACAUAUAUGCAUCUACAGCACUUACAGAUAUGUACAUGAAACUCCACCUCCUAUUCGAUGCUCUCAAAGUGUUCGACGAAAUGCCUGACCCAAAGUUGUCUUUGUUCAAUGCUACAAUUUCUGGGUUCUCGAGAAACGGGUAUAACAGUGAAGCACUGAGAAUGUUUAGGCAGGUUGGUUUGGGAAAGUUGAGGCCUAACUCUGUCACUAUUGCUAGUUUGUUGUCGUCGUGUGAAGUUUUAGCAGAUGGGCUUCAAGUACAUUGCUGGGCGGUUAAAUUAGGUGUUGAGACCGAAGUUUAUGUGGGAACGUCGCUUAUAACUAUGUAUUCGGGUUGUGCAGAGUUGGUUUCCGCAACGAAGGUGUUUGAAACGAUUUUGGAUAGGAAUGUGGUGAGUUACAAUGCUUAUAUUUCAGGGCUUCUGCAAAAUGGGGUUUUUCGUGUAGUUUUGGAUGUUUUCAAGGACAUGAAGGGAUGUUCUAUUGAAUUACCCAAUUCAGUGACUGUGGUUUCUGUUCUCUCGGCAUGUUCAAGCCUUCUAUAUCUUCGAUUCGGUAGGCAAGUUCAUGGACUUGUUAUGAAAACCGACAUUGUCUUUGAUACAAUGGUGGGAACUGCAUUAGUUGACAUGUAUUCCAAAUGUAGUCAGUGGAAAUGGGCUUAUGAUAUAUUCCAAGAACUAAAUAGAAAUAGGAACUUGAUUACUUGGAACUCGAUGAUUGCGGGUAUGAUGUUGAAUGGUCAGACUGAGAAUGCAAUCGAGCUUUUCACGCAGUUGAAAUCUGAAGGACUGAAGCCGGAUUCGGCAACAUGGAAUUCAAUGAUUAGUGGGUUUAUGCAAGUCGGGGAGGGUUGGAAUGCCUUUAUCUUCUUCAAAAAGAUGCAAUCGGUUGGCAUAAUGCCAAGUUUGAAGUCUAUUACAAGUCUUUUACCCAUUUGUGCAGCUCUCUCUGCUCUGCGGUCUGGGAAGGAGAUUCAUGGACACACUAUUAGAACUGAUAUCUGUACUGACGAAUUCAUAUGUACCUCACUCAUUGACAUGUACAUGAAAUGUGGGUUGUCUUCUUGGGCACAGAGAACUUUCAAUCAGUUUGUAAUAAAGACCAAUGAUCCAGUCAUUUGGAAUGCAAUGAUUUCUGGGUAUGGAAAGAAUGGGGAGACUGAAUUGGCAUUCAAAAUUUUUUAUCAGAUGGUAGAAGAGAAAGUAAUACCAAAUGUGGCAACUUUCAACUGCAUUCUCUCUAUGUGCAGUCACGCUGGUCUAGUUGAGAAAGGAUGGCAAAUCUUUAGGAUGAUGAACCAAAAUUAUGGCUUAAGCCCUACCCCCGAACAUUUUAAUUGUAUUGUCGACCUCUUGGGCCGAUCUGGAUGGCUAGAUGAAGCUCGAGAAGUAUUACAAGAAAUACCCAAUCCUUCUGCUUCUGUUAUUGCCUCUUUAGUCAAUGCUUCUAUAUGUCAUUCAGAUUUCAAGCUAGGAGAAGAAAUGGCUAAAAUGCUUUCAGAAUUAGAGCCACAAAACCCAACUCCAUUUGUGAUUCUGUCGAAUAUAUAUGCAGAGCAGGGAAGGUGGAGGGAUGCUGAGAGGGUUAGAAAGAUGAUGAAUGACAGAGGACUGAAAAAACUCCCAGGGUUAAGUUCAAUUGGAGUGUCAUAAAGAACUACAUGUACAUCAUGCACUGAUAGAGCAAA
Messenger RNA from Camellia sinensis, 2438 nucleotides. Its product is annotated as Pentatricopeptide repeat (PPR) superfamily protein. The record is from RefSeq and is a predicted model, not a curated record. NCBI's taxonomy places the organism in Eukaryota, Viridiplantae, Streptophyta, Magnoliopsida, Ericales, Theaceae. Gene Ontology annotation, biological process: RNA modification. Gene Ontology annotation, molecular function: RNA binding; protein binding.